Penicillium daleae is the source of this 720-nucleotide messenger RNA. Its product is annotated as cyanamide hydratase. The transcript is spliced from 2 exons. The record is from RefSeq and is a predicted model, not a curated record. The coding region runs from base 1 to 720 and encodes 239 amino acids. NCBI's taxonomy places the organism in Eukaryota, Fungi, Ascomycota, Eurotiomycetes, Eurotiales, Aspergillaceae.
AUGUGUCACGACGAGGUUGCAGCUAAUGGCUGGACCAGCACGCCAGCCGAUGCAGGUGCUAUCUUUAGCGACCAGUCAUUCAUCAGCAAAGCAAAGCCUUUGCCUCUUAAUGACAUCAAGUUUCCAUUUGAUGACCCCACCGUCGCGAAGACAUUGAAGUACGUAAAAGAUGCGCUACACCCUGAAACCUUCAACCAUUCAAUGAGAGUCUACUUCUACGGAAUGGCUAUCACCAAACAACAGUUCUCUGAGCAAGCGGCGGCUUUAAACCCGGCGACUUGGGCUUUGACAUGCCUGCUACACGAUAUCGGUACCGCCGAGGCAAACCUCACUGCAACCCGAAUGUCCUUCGACAUCUACGGUGGUAUCAAAGCUCUGUAUAUUCUCCAAGAUCUUGGCGCGAGUAAAGAUCAGGCCGAAGCAGUUGCUGAGGCAAUCAUCCGACACGAGGAUAUGGGAGUCGAUGGAACGAUCACGUACAUUGGUCAACUUAUCCAGCUGGCGACCACUUAUGAUAACACUAGUAUUCAUCCACACGUCAAGAAUUUCGGGGAAAUGAUUCACGAUACAACUCGCACUGAAGUUAGCGAGGCCUAUCCACGCAUCAAAUGGAGCACUUUUUUUCGAGCAUCGUUCGCAAGGAGGAGCAAAUCAAACCUUGGUGCCAUUCAACUCAUCUUGUUGACUUCGCCAAAGAAAUUGAGACGAACACCCUUAUGA